AUGUUUCCGGGGAAGCGAUCGAAUCCUUCCUGCAUCACCGGUAAGUUUCUUGAAUGGCUGGAAGUGCACAUGUCUGAAGGUUUGAUUAAUUUGGAAGUGUUUGGUCCAUCUCUUUCCCUGAAACACCAGGAAAUCUGUGAUUGUUACAAAAUGCAAUCUCUCGUUGUACGAAAUGUUGUCAAUCUUUUAUCUAUUAAGAUUACCAAGCCAGAGGUGUUAGUACUGCUCCAGAGUAUUCCAUUGCUUACUCAUUUUCAUGUCCGUGACCGUCUAGAGAUCCUGGAGGAUGUUAUGUUGCGAUGUUCUUGCUACCUGUCUAAACUGGAGGUUCUUACCUUACAUUUUGAAUAUAUGAAAUCUGUGGCACCCAUAGAUGUUCUUACGCGGGAAUGGCCUAAAGACAUUAAGAAAUUUAAGGAUAGCGGAUACCUGUUGAAGUAUUAUCUACCGUACACUCGAAAACAGCAUCUUAAAGUGGUUGAGUUAGUUGGAUACCAGGGUAUUGCAAGUGAAUUGGAACUUGUCAACCAUUUCACCAUAACUGGAGUUUGCAUGGAGAAUAUCAUAAUUGAUCCUCGCCGGCAAUGCUCCCAUGACCGCCAAUGGGUCCACUAUGUAUAUCGCAAAGUGUGGGACAUUCAUAUGGAGCAUGAUUCCAGGUCAAUCUUUGUGUUUCUUAUACUCUCAUUGGCCUUGGGGAUUUUAGCAAAUGCAGAAGAGGCGGCAACAGAAGCAGCAGCAGCAUCAGAUUCAGGCGAAGAAGAGUUCUCGGAAGCAUUGCUUUUGAGGCCAUUACCUGAUCGGAAAGUUCUUGCCCAUUUUCACUUUCAAAGUAGAGCUCCUUCCACCAACUCAUAUGGCCACCACCACCAUCUUUUCCCCAAGUCCAUUUAUCAACUGGUCCAAAAAUUCCAUUUGCAAGAAAUGGAAUUGUCAUUUACACAAGGUCGUUGGAAUUAUGAACGUUGGGGUGGAUAUGACCCCAUAUCAACUAGCAAUGCAAAGCCUCCUGGAGUCGAACUGUGGGCUGUUUUUGAUGUGCCCCAUCACCAGGUUGAUGCUUCCUGGAAAAAUUUAACCCAUGCACUUUCAGGUCUCUUUUGUGCGUCGAUCAACUUCCUUGAGGAUUCAACUGCAUAUUCUAGUCCUCAGUGGAGCUUUAAGUCAUCUGGGGGCAAGUUAAGGUAUGGGACUUUACCUCGUGAAGCUGUCUGCACAGAGAACCUCACUCCUUGGUUGAAGUUACUUCCUUGCAGAGACAAAGCUGGGCUGUCUACAUUGAUGGAUCGACCAUCCAUUUAUAGAGGAUAUUAUCAUUCUCAGCGGUUGCGUUUGUCCUCUGAUGAAUAUGACAAGGAAAUAAGCUCCGGAAUUGUCCUUGACCAGACUCUUACAAUUGUUCUUCAACCAGAUAUGUCUGCAACUGGGGAAAUGCUUUUGGGCAGUUCCACACUGCAGCCAAAUUGGUCUCUGAAUUCAUUGUUUGGCAGGAAAGUCAAUGGAAAAUGCGUCCUUUCCAAAUCUAGCAAUGUGUAUAUUCAUUUGGAGCAGAAUUUAUUAUCUGAACUUACGGAAUUUGGGAAGAAAAACAAAGGAUCUCAUUCUGAUGUUGACAUUUCAGGAAGUUUGAGGAUAGAUCCAGGUUUGGAGAUACCAGUUCCCCCAAGCAGGCUAAUCAGAGUAGGGGACAACUUGUCUAAUCUUUAUGAAUUUCCAAUUGAGAACUACAGCGAGUCAAAGCCCUUCGAUUUGGGGUUCAGAUGGAAGUUUCCUGUAGUUUGGUCAUGCCAACAAGCACCACUCAGUGUUAGCAGGUACCUAAUGGGCAGUGGAAACGAGAGAGGUUCGAUAGCAAUUUCCUUGAAGUCUAAUGACAUGAGCCAUCAUCUGCUGAAUGCUGAUAGUGCAGAUGAAUGUCAGUUGAAGGUUAAUAUUUUCCAAGUUGUGCCUUGGUAUGUAAAGGUAUACUAUCAUACACUCCAGGUAUUUAUCGAUGGGAAUCUUCAACCUCUAGCAGAUAGUGCAGAGAAGAUUCAAGUUUCACCUUCUGAAGACAAGGUGUCUCCAGGAGUAUUGGAGAUGACUUUAAGACUACCAUGUGAAGCAAGAUCAGCCGCAAUAAGUCUUGAUUUUGAUAAGGGUUUUCUGCAUAUUGACGAGUAUCCUCCAGAUGCUAAUCAGGGAUUUGACAUCCCAUCAGCUUUAGUAGUCUUUGGUGACUUUGAAACAGGCAUGCAUUUUUCCGAUGAGUCUUUGAGCAAGAUUCCUAUAUUCUCAAAGUUACAGGAAAGGAACAAACUUCGAUCAUAUACAGAAGUACUACUGGUGCCUUUGACGACUCCUGAUUUCAGCAUGCCUUACAACGUGAUUACAAUCACUUGCACGGUGUUUGCCUUGUAUUUUGGAUCGUUGCUUAAUGCAUUAAGAUGGCGGGCUGGGCAGGAAGAGCGGCUUUUGAAAAGCAAAGCAAGCAAGAAGGCAGGUCCGUUGCGCUUGCUGCUACGAAAAUUGUUUGGAAAAUCCACGGGACAAGCACAGGAACAACCGACUCCAUCCGAACAAUCUUCAUCAUCGUUUAACUAUAAGCUUAUGGUAAAAGUUUUGCUAGUGGCUGGUCUUGCUGUUGCUUGGCAGUACUAUUCUACUUAG
Oldenlandia corymbosa var. corymbosa is the source of this 2649-nucleotide messenger RNA. NCBI's taxonomy places the organism in Eukaryota, Viridiplantae, Streptophyta, Magnoliopsida, Gentianales, Rubiaceae. The record is from the annotation of a GenBank genome assembly.